UAAAUAUAUCAGUAAAACUCAUCAAUGUGCUUGUUAUCAAGACCUAAUUCUUCUUCGCAAGAACUGUGAGAUGGAGGCAGCAGGAUGGAUGCUCUGAUGCAGUGCCUAGGCAAGAAAUAGAGGGAGAAGUAACCAAGAAAACCAAGGGCAAGUCCAUGUUCACUAACUAUCAUGAAAAGGUUACUAAGAUAUAAGGUAGCAUUCAUUUACUGAAAUGGAGAAAAGAGUUUGGGUAGGAUCCGAAAUUGAAACAACUGGGUGACAAAAUAAUAAGGAUGGGUGGAUAUUAAUGAAACCAUAUUUGAGCCCAAUAGCUGCAAGGCCAAGAUGCAAGAAUGAAGAAGGUUCAAGAAGCUUCAUGUCUCUUGUAUAUUAUUUUGAUUUGCUUAUAUUGCCAUAAACAAACUUCCAUGGAUUCUAGGCUGCUUAAAAUCAUAAAACCAAUCCAAUCAUUCAGCUGCAAACCCCCCCCCUUAAUAGUGUUAUAGGGUUAAAUGGUUUUUUCUUACCACAAACUCUGCAGAAAAGGAUAUCCUGAGUAUUACUAGAGUGAAAGCUAUCCCAGAUUCAACUGCCAAACUGUAACAGUGUAAAUGGUGAGAAAGUCAGUAUUUCGUCUGCAGCCACAAAAUAUUUAAGGACAUUCUACUCAAUAACAUACUAACAUACUGUAUUUUGCAUAUCCAUUUAACCACUCCUAUGAGCCUCCCAAAAGUAUCUAAUUCACAACUUUGGGAGACAUGAAGUACUUUCCUAGAUUAAUUUAAAAUCUAGCUUUGCCCAACUGCACCCGUCUAGAUAAUUAUGGCAAUUUUGGAUUCUGGAAGCUGGAGCUCUGCCAUAUGUGGAAAGCAUCUGUUCAGUAUAGUUCAAAGACAACUGUGUGUGUCUUUGAAUUGGGAACCUGUCAAAGUAUCAUAUGAAAUACCUGAGCACGUGUGUAUGUGUGUAUCUGGAUAGGCAUUGUCUUAUGCCUAUGCAUAUAUUUAGAUAUAAUUCUGAUUUUGGCAUUCUUGUGCAAGAUCUUUCAACCUCAUGGGAUUUCAGUGUUUUGUUUUGUUUUCUUUUAUUUUGCUAUGGAGCAACCAGGAUGCCUUUUGGGGGUCCUGCAGACAUCUCAUUGCUGUGCUUGCCUAACCUACUUAACCAGCUGCCAGCUGAAUUUCAGGAACGUGUCAGCCUCCAUCUAGAAAAGCAUGGAUGCAGCCUCUCGGUACCUCUGUGUCAUACAUCAUUUGCUGAUAACAUACCAACUUGUGUCAUUGCAAAAGUCCUGGAAAAACCUGACCCAAACAAUCUUUCUCCCCACAUGUCAAGCCCAUCAAGCAGAGAUCUUGCCUUUCAGGAAUCUCUUGGAAAACUUGGACAAAGACCUCAGUACAAAUCCGACAUUUACUGCAGUGAUACAGCUCUUUACUGCCCUGAGGAAAGAAGACGGGAGAGAAGGCAGAGUGUAGACAUGCAAGUAAAGGGCGUUGGGUUCUUGAGGUCCCAGAAUUCCACUGACAGCACAGUUGAAGAAGAUGGCUUCCAUUCUAGCUUCUCUCAUGAAGCUUUUCCAGAAUAUGUUACCUCGCUACCUACUUCUAGUUCCUACUCCAGCUUUAGUGUAACAUCUGAGGAGAAGGAGAAUGUUCAAGGUAGCACUUUGACAGCCUCCCAGCAAGCCAUUUACCUGAGCAGCCGUGAUGAGAUGUUUGAAAGAAAGCCCUCUUCAGGUUAUGAGCAGGGGAGUCCAAGGUUUGCCAAGACUAAAUCUAUUCAGCACAUGGAGCUGGCAGAUGACAAUGAGAACUCCCCUACUUUCACUAGGACUAUGUCACCUUAUGCAAGCGAGCCUUAUCAUUUCUCGGCCAUAACAACUCAACAAGCUUUAGCAUCACAGAAGAUGCGCAGUGAAAGCAGGAAUUCUCAUUUGUCAGAAGAAGACCUACCUGGACAGUGGAGACAGCUUAGUGUGGAAGAUAUUGGUGCAUAUUCUUACAGGAACAGUGGCAGGCUUUCUCCCUGCAGCUUUUCAGAGCAGUAUUACAGAAGUCCUAUAAAGAAAGGAGACAGUCGAUCAAGUCCCAUUUAUGCUAGUUACAAAGGUGAUAGCUUCUCAGAGGGAGAUGAUAUUUGUCAAAAUAGACUUGUGGACUCUUGCUUCCUGAGGACAGACAGUGGUCUGAAUAUUGACAUAAGUACCAGUUGUAAGCAGGACAAAUUGCCCUCUUAUAAAACAAAAGAACUAAGGGACAAAAAAAGUGAAAGAAUCACAGUCCAGAUAUGCAGUAGCAAAAGCAUUGAUGGAAGUCCUGUGUUGAAAAGAGAAUAUGUCGACGUUAGUCCAAACAGUUCAGCUGAGUCCCUCAACCAUAGUUCUAUGGAGGCUUCAGAUAUCCAUCAGUCUUCCAUUGAGCAAGGAAGCCAUUCAAGCCUCCAUAGCAAGCAACAGCAUUUUCAACGGACUGGAAGUACAGGCUUAAGUCGAAAGGACAGCCUCACAAAAGCACAAUUGUAUGGAACCCUCCUUAAUUGAAACAUCUUCCAAAGCUGCAAUAAGGAGAUAGAUAGAAUGAGAUAGAACAACUAUGAUGACAUUUGACAUGUCCAGUAUCAUGUAAGUUUCUGAGAAUAUGUAUGUAUGUAUGUAUGUAUGUAUGUAUGUGUGUAUAUAUAUAUCUGUAUAUAUAUACAUACAUACAUACAUACAUACAUACAUACACACACACACACACACACACACAGAGAGAGAGAGAGAGAACAUAUACACACAGUCACCAUGGUACUGUUUUAAGCAGGAAAAAAUAUCUGAUAAAAGAAAAGAAAAACAUUACAAGACACUUGUAAUAUUUGUAAUAUUACAAAUAUUACAAGACAGUUUUCACAUACAGUAAUGACUUUUCCAUCUUGGAUACUAACCCUUUGCCCACUUUUAUAACCUAAUAUAUUUUUAUAAACAAAAUGGUAUUUAUUAGAUUAUCCUUAGUAUUCUCAAGCACUUUGAGUGACAUUUUUGUCCCCUUCAAGUAAGUUUCUUAUUUAUUUUUUGUGCAUGAGGCCACAUGUGCCUAAACUCUUGGAGGAAAAGGGUUAAAUGAGAAAGGGGGCAAGAGAGAAAAAGGAGAGAAGAACUUUUGCAAGGACAAAUCAGACCCUAUAAGAUUUUAAAAUAUAGAUUGUGUGCAGUGCAAGAUAUACAAGAAUGUGAUAUUAUAAAGAAAUUUAUUUUUCAAUGAAAUGGAAUCAAAACAAACCACAAAGUUAUUUAAUACAUAUGUAUUUAGGAGAAAAAAACUGGGGGGAAAUGAACGCACAAAGUGUUACA
Molecule: messenger RNA, 3310 nt
Organism: Crotalus tigris (Tiger rattlesnake)
Lineage: Eukaryota; Metazoa; Chordata; Lepidosauria; Squamata; Viperidae
Gene: BEGAIN
Product: brain enriched guanylate kinase associated
Exons: 2
Coding region: 920-2521 (533 amino acids)
Cellular component (GO): synapse
Source: RefSeq, a predicted model, not a curated record